Cucurbita pepo subsp. pepo (vegetable marrow) is the source of this 914-nucleotide messenger RNA. NCBI's taxonomy places the organism in Eukaryota, Viridiplantae, Streptophyta, Magnoliopsida, Cucurbitales, Cucurbitaceae. The record is from RefSeq and is a predicted model, not a curated record.
UGUUCCUUUCCUUUUCUUCUUCACCAUACCACUCUUCCCCUUUUAUACAUAACAAAACAAGCAUGGGAUACUUACAAUCCCUUGGCUGUCUCCUUCAAAAUGCAAAGCCUUACAUCGUUGUCAUCUCCCUCCAAUUUGGCUAUGCCGGAAUGAAUAUCAUCUCUGCCAUCUCCCUCAACCACGGUAUGAGCCAUUACGUUCUCGUCGUCUACCGCCACGCCUUUGCCACUGUUGUCAUGGCACCUUUUGCUCUUGUUUUUGAGAGAAAAAUGAGACCCAAGAUUACACUUAAGAUUUUCGCUCAGCUGUUUGUUCUGGCUUUUCUUGGACCACUGAUUGAUCAGAACUUCUACUACUUGGGGAUAAAAAUGACAUCCCCAACUUUUGCAUGUGCCAUAAGCAACACGCUUCCUUCAAUGACAUUCAUCAUGGCACUUCUUUGUAGAAUGGAGAAGUUGGAGUUGAAGAGUGUGAGAUGCCAAGCCAAGGUGUUUGGAACAAUAGUGACGAUGGUGGGAGCCAUGUUGAUGACAUUUUAUAAAGGAAGUGUCAUCAACUUCUUCUGGACUGGGCAUGGCCGCCACCCAAACACACCACCCACGGCGGAUGCAGCGGCGGCGUCCAACCUUCACAACGACGGAAAGGUCAUCAAAGGCUCCAUCUUCCUCAUCAUCGCCACUCUGGCUUGGGCGGCCUUCUUCAUUCUGCAAGUCAUAACCAUGAGAAAAUACACAGCCCAUCUUUCUCUCACCACCAUGGUUUGCUUUUUAGGAACCCUUCAAGCCAUUGUUGUCACCCUCGCCAUGGAGCACCGCCCUCACGCCUGGGCCAUUGGCUGGGACAUGAACCUCCUGGCCGCCGCUUAUGCGGUAAGAAAGAAAAUAAUUAUAACAGUCCAAACCCACCGCUAGUAG